CCUCCAUUUCUCCUUAGUUCUGUCGUCGUCAACCAAAUUUUGUGGCAUUUCUUGCUCUCCGAGUUCGACUCUUCGUCAACAUGGGAUCGAUCACUGAGAAAGCUUCUCUUUUCACUUUCUGGGUUGCCCUUUUAGGACUGAUUUUAUCACUUGGGAAUGUUGUUUGAAGAAUUCGAAGCAAUAUUUGGGGAGCCCCAAGUGGAAUGGUCGAACAGAGGAGGUCAUCCACUGCGGCGGUUCUUGUACUAUGUCCACGCUCCAGACCCUUCUCACCUCAGGAUUCACGUCACUGAUUUUCACUCCAAUACUUGGGAGGCUCUUCGUUCUGUUCAUGAGCUCGAGGACAUGGGAUUGUGAGUAUGUGAUGUUCUUCAAUGGUAUCGCGGGUCUCUUUACUAGUUCGUAUUGGUGGUGCACAAUUUUGUGGAAUGAAGGUAGUGGGUCUGAUUGUUUGAUAGAAAAGAAGAGGGACAACAUUGGGAUUGGUGGCUCUUGGUCUGAGUUCAUUGACUAUUUCGUGGCUUCAAUAAAGUCUGAAGAUGUAAAACUUGUUAUGCAUGGACAAUCGGACUCAGGGGCUACAUCUGCAAAAUUAGUUGCUCAGAAAGCCAAAGGAAUGCCAUUGAUUUUGGUUACUCUAGUAAAACUUGUGGAUUUUGCUGCAAGGGAGUUGAUGGGCAACCUGUCAAUGCAGCUCUUCAUGGCAUUAAAAAACACUCGGACUUCACUUGCAGAAGAACAAGAACGCUCUCGCCAGUUGACAAAGCUUAUAACUGCUGAAAAGAAUGAAAGCAUCCAGAACAAGCUCGAGUCAUUUUCGAAGAAGCAGAAGUUGCCCAUAACAAGCGCUUUGGCCAUGUCAGAUGCUUCAGACCCUUCUACGGAGAAAGUAGUAGUACAAGAUGCAACCUCUACAAGAGUUACUAAUCGUGUUGUCCCUUCUCAUCGGAGGUCAAAAGUAAGGGGUGUGCUCCUGCAAAAUCCUGAAGAUGAUUAGCUAGACGUGGGAAGUCAUUUUUCAAGAUGGUUUACUUUGUUCUGUAAUUACAACAUCAGCUGUCGGAACCAGGAACAAGAUGUGACACCCAACCCUUAGGAUAAACGCUUAGAUUUUUCUCUUUUUAAAGUUAUAAUGUCAAGUCUGUACAUGUUUGUGAAAUCUGAUUGUGCUGGUGAUUUUCUUGCCCGGCGUAUGAGUUUCUGCUUACUGGAAGAGGGAAGUCAUCAUUUUGCUUUAGUUUUUUUAUGUGCAAUGUGUUACAUAUCAAUAAUUUACAUUUGGACAGUCUCUGCAUCUUAUUAAAUACAUGCUUG
Molecule: messenger RNA, 1314 nt
Organism: Rhodamnia argentea
Lineage: Eukaryota; Viridiplantae; Streptophyta; Magnoliopsida; Myrtales; Myrtaceae
Product: photosystem I assembly protein Ycf4
Exons: 8
Coding region: 248-997 (249 amino acids)
Source: RefSeq, a predicted model, not a curated record